This is a messenger RNA of Rangifer tarandus platyrhynchus (Svalbard reindeer), 2751 nucleotides long. Lineage: Eukaryota; Metazoa; Chordata; Mammalia; Artiodactyla; Cervidae. The record is from the annotation of a GenBank genome assembly.
AUGACACCGUGCCGAGCCCCGCGCUGGACUGGCUCGGGACCCUGGUGGUGGGCCCGCACGGGCGCCUCGGGCCCCUCCAAGCCCCUCCACCGACCAGUCCGAGGAGCAGCGCGACCUCACAAUGUACCAGAAGCGACGCCCCUCUCCGGGCCCUGCCACACGCAGUCCGGGCCGCAUCGGCGACGAGACCGGCUCAAUAAAAGGAGACACCCGCCCCCUCCGCCGCUCAGAGAAAGAACCCUUCACUUUUCUCACCCGGUCCCGCACCCAGACUGCAGCCGCGGAAAGUGGACGGGAUCCGGACGGAAGCUGCUGGGACGCCAGCCGGAAGUCGCCGGGGGCGCCAGCGGACUAUUGAACUACCCUUCCCUUGAGGCUUCGCGGCGCCGAGCGGCUGCUUCGCGCAGGCGCGCGCCCGGCGUGCGUGACGACGUCACCGGUUCUAGAACGUUGCUGUGUGGAUCAUGCCCAGGGCGGCAGCGGCGGCGGUUGCGGGGGGGAAGUGACUGGGCGGUGCCGGCGCAGGAGACGAUGCCGUUUCCAGUUACAACACAGGGAUCACAGCCGACACAGCCUCCACAGAAGCACUAUGGCAUUACCUCUCCCAUCAGCUUAGCGGCGCCCAAGGAGACUGACUGCCUGCUCACACAGAGGCUCGUGGAGACUCUGAAGCCCUUUGGGGUUUUUGAAGAGGAAGAGGAACUGCAGCGCAGGAUUUUAAUUUUGGGAAAAUUAAAUAACCUGGUAAAAGAGUGGAUACGAGAAAUCAGUGAAAGCAAGAAUCUUCCACAAUCUGUAAUUGAAAAUGUUGGUGGGAAAAUUUUUACAUUUGGAUCUUAUAGAUUAGGAGUACAUACAAAAGGUGCUGAUAUUGAUGCAUUGUGUGUUGCACCAAGACAUGUUGAUCGAAGUGAUUUUUUCACCUCCUUCUAUGAUAAGUUGAAAUUACAGGAAGAAGUAAAAGAUUUAAGAGCUGUUGAAGAGGCAUUUGUACCAGUUAUCAAACUGUGUUUUGAUGGGAUAGAGAUUGAUAUUUUGUUUGCAAGAUUAGCACUGCAGACUAUUCCAGAAGACUUGGACUUAAGAGAUGACAGUCUGCUUAAAAAUUUAGAUAUUAGAUGUAUAAGAAGUCUUAACGGUUGCAGGGUAACCGAUGAAAUUUUACAUCUAGUACCAAACAUUGACAACUUCAGGUUAACCCUGAGAGCUAUCAAACUGUGGGCCAAACGCCACAACAUCUAUUCCAAUAUAUUAGGUUUCCUCGGUGGUGUUUCCUGGGCUAUGCUAGUAGCAAGAACUUGCCAGCUUUAUCCAAAUGCAAUAGCGUCAACUCUUGUACAUAAAUUUUUCUUGGUAUUUUCUAAAUGGGAAUGGCCAAAUCCAGUCCUAUUGAAACAGCCUGAAGAAUGCAAUCUUAAUUUGCCUGUGUGGGACCCAAGGGUAAACCCCAGUGAUAGGUACCAUCUUAUGCCUAUAAUUACACCAGCAUACCCACAACAGAACUCCACGUACAAUGUGUCCGUUUCAACACGGAUGGUCAUGGUUGAGGAGUUUAAACAAGGUCUUGCUAUCACAGAUGAAAUUUUGCUGAGUAAGGCAGAGUGGUCCAAACUUUUUGAAGCUCCAAACUUCUUUCAAAAGUACAAGCAUUAUAUUGUACUUCUAGCAAGUGCACCAACUGAAAAACAACGCCUAGAAUGGGUGGGCUUGGUGGAAUCAAAAAUCCGAAUCCUGGUUGGAAGUUUGGAGAAGAAUGAGUUUAUUACACUGGCUCAUGUGAAUCCCCAGUCAUUUCCAGCACCCAAAGAAAAUCCCGACAAGGAAGAAUUUCGCACGAUGUGGGUGAUUGGGUUAGUGUUUAAAAAAACAGAAAAUUCUGAAAAUCUCAGUGUUGAUCUCACCUAUGAUAUUCAGUCUUUCACAGAUACAGUUUAUAGGCAAGCAAUAAACAGCAAGAUGUUUGAGGUGGACAUGAAAAUUGCUGCAAUGCAUGUAAAAAGAAAGCAACUCCAUCAGCUACUACCUAGUCAUGUGCUUCAGAAAAAGAAAAAGCAUUCAACAGAAGGCGUCAAGUUGACACCUCUGAAUGACAGCAGCCUCGACUUGUCUAUGGACAGUGAUAACAGCAUGUCUGUGCCUUCACCUACUAGUGCUAUGAAGACCAGUCCAUUGAACAGUUCUGGCAGCUCUCAGGGCAGAAACAGUCCUGCUCCAGCUGUAACAGCAGCAUCUGUGACCAACAUACAGGCUACUGAAGUUUCUGUGCCACAAGUAAAUUCCAGUGAAAGCUCAGGGGGUACAUCGAGUGAAAGCAUUCCUCAAACUGCCACACAACCAGCCAUUUCAUCACCACCAAAGCCUACGGUCUCCAGAGUUGUUUCCUCAACACGUCUGGUAAACCCACCACCGAGACCUUCAGGAAAUGCAGCAGCAAAGAUAGCUAAUCCUUUAGUAGGAGUCAAGAGGACAUCCUCACCUCAUAAAGACGAGAGCCCCAAGAAAACCAAAACAGAAGAGGAUGAAACAAGUGAAGAUGCUAACUGUCUUGCUUUGAGUGGACAUGAUAAAACAGAAACAAAGGAACAACUUGAUACAGAGACAAGUACAACUCAAUCAGAAACCAUUCAGACAGCGACUUCUCUGUUGGCCUCUCAGAAAACAUCCAGUACAGACCUUUCUGAUAUCCCUGCUCUCCCUGCAAACCCUAUUCCUGUUAUCAAGAAUUCAAUAAAACUGAGAUUGAAUCGGUAA